Protobothrops mucrosquamatus (brown spotted pit viper) is the source of this 1698-nucleotide messenger RNA. It is a transcript of the gene ATOSB, whose product is annotated as family with sequence similarity 214 member B. The record is from RefSeq and is a predicted model, not a curated record. The transcript has 7 exons. NCBI's taxonomy places the organism in Eukaryota, Metazoa, Chordata, Lepidosauria, Squamata, Viperidae. Bases 1 to 1698 code for a protein of 565 amino acids.
AUGAGGCACCUCACGGCUGAGCCUGGACCACCCCGCCAGCCAAGCACAGGCCUGAGCCAGGAGCAGGAGCAGCAGCAGCAGGAAGAGGAGGAGGAAGAGGAGGAGGAGGAGCAGCAGCAGCAGCAGCAGACCUGGAAGCAUCAUGGCCUCCAGAUGGGCUGCAGUCCGCCAGAGCUGGGAAGCCAGAAGGUCUACCAGGUCUCCAUCUUUUCUCCCCGGGGCAGCGGCCCUGCCCUACCGCAGCAGAGGGGCCCCCGACGGCAGCCGGUCAAGCGGGGCUGCCCGGAGCCCCGGUGGGUGGCCGAGAGCGCCGAGUGGGAUGCCAAGAGGGCCCACUGGGGCACGGAGGAGGAGGAGGAGGACGAGGCCAUUGAGGACGGGCUCCUGGUGGACGAGCUGGCCCUGGGGGGCGCCGCCCAGCACUUCUCCCACAGCGGCCUGCGAGUGGUAGAGCACCGACAGGAGGCCAGUCCCGGCCAGCACAGAGGCUGGGAGCUGCCGGCGCCUGGCAGGCUUUGCACCACUUUGCACAUGAGAGACUCGUCCCCCGUCUUGUGGGGGGAGCAGCCCGCCAUGGACUCCAAGCCAGAAGAGAACGGGGGCCCCCGUUUCCCACAUAGUCACGAUUUGCACAGCCCUGCACCCCCAUCCUCCCCGCCAGGACAGCCAUCCCUGGAGGCCCAGGCUCCCAACACUCCGCCGGAGGCCCCCAGCUUGGGCACCAACGGGCUCUGCUCGGCCGAGAAGACGCCCUGCUCCAGCGGCCAGCUCUCGGCAGGCGGCCCUACCAGCUGCCCGGCCAAAAGGAAGCUGCUGCCCUCAGUUGAAGGAAGGGCGGCCACCGGCCCGGAGGAAGAGAGCCUUCCACCAGCACGCAAAAGGAGGGCUCUGCGUUCUCCCACAGUGCCAGCCUCUUGCCGCAGCACCGAUGCCAAGGGCGCCCCUUUCUGGAACCACCUGCUUCCAGCAGCCAAGGGCUCAGCAAGCAGCAGGACCGGUGCUUCUCAGUUGAAAGCGGGGCUCCACCUCAAACCGAGGCAACUGCGCAGCAGCCCCGGAAGGGCUCUCGUGGGCCGGCGGCCCCCCACCACCUCCAUCAGCCACGCCCUUCUGGGGAAUUUUGAGGAGUCAAUGCUGAAGGGGCGUUUCCCACCCUCCGGCCGGAUCGAAGGCUUCACCGCAGAGAUCGGGGCCAGCGGAUCCUACUGCCCGCAGCACGCCACCCUGCCGGUGGAGGUCACCUACUUCGACAUAGCCGAGCACAACGCCCCCUCCCCAUUUCUAGGAGUCAUUGACUUGGAAGCCUUGGGAAAGAAGGGCUACAGCAUCCCCAGGACGGGCACCAUCCAAGUGACCUUAUUCAACCCCAAUAAGACGGUGGUCAAGAUGUUCCUGGUGACCUACGACUUCCACGACAUGCCUGCCAACCACGUCACCUUCUUGCGCCAUCGCAUCUUCCUGGUGCCGGUGGGCGAGGGGGAGGCCUCCGCCUCGGAUCUUGCAGAGCAGCCCAAGCGGGUCCUCUGCUACCUGAUGCACCUGAGGUUCCACAGUUCCAAGUCGGGGAAGAUCUACCUGCACGACAACAUCCGGUUACUCUUCUCGCGCAAGUCUAUCGAGAUGGACUCUGGGAUCCCUUACGAGCUGAAGUCUUUCACGGAACUGCCCCGCAACCCCUGCUAUUCUCCCCGGGCUUGA